Molecule: messenger RNA, 972 nt
Organism: Populus trichocarpa (black cottonwood)
Lineage: Eukaryota; Viridiplantae; Streptophyta; Magnoliopsida; Malpighiales; Salicaceae
Product: phytosulfokines 1-like
Exons: 3
Coding region: 468-785 (105 amino acids)
Biological process (GO): cell population proliferation
Cellular component (GO): extracellular region
Molecular function (GO): growth factor activity
Source: RefSeq, a predicted model, not a curated record
UUAUCCAUCUAAUUUGGUGUGCCUUUUCUCGUUUAUGUUUAAUUCAAUUUAUUUUUUAUUUAUUUUUUUGUUACAAAGAAGAGGAUAGGAGGAGAAUGAUCCUACUGCUAAUCGAGCCACAGGCUUAUCGGCAUGUUGAAUUAAAAUUACCGUAAUCGAGUUCUAAAAAACUACAAGAGUAGCUAAAUCAUGAAAGGUUGCCAAUAAAUUCCCAUCCGGAGACCGAGAUCGGUAGGUGUCUAUCACAUGCAAGAUCCUUAUCAAACACCAGCAAGGACAGCUAGCUAGCUUCUUAUCACACGUAGCACAACUCCUUGACUGCAUCAUCGACAUGGAAAAGGCAAAUGGACGAGAGGAAAAACAAUUCUCGACGAUGUCUCUAAAUGGUGGUGUUUCCCAGGAAGAAAGAAAUAGAAAUCAUUGACCCCAAGUGGGCACUGGCGAUGUAAUGUUUGACUUUUGGUGGCAUGAUUUCAAUGCUCAUUUAUGGAGGAGCCUUCCCCUUACUCUCCAUCCCAAGUCGGUCUCACUUCUCGAUACACCGCCUCAAUUAUAUAAGGUGCAAAAUCCAGGUCUAUUUCAGCCUCCACCAGGGCAGAAUCCACACCGCCGGAAACAUCCUCACACAUUCCUGCGGGAUCAUCGCCUGUGAGCUUGGGGAGUCAAGCAUCAAUGAUGAAGGGUACUCAUGCUCUGGGUCAGAAAGUGAAGAAGAGUGUUUGAUUAGACGGUCCAUGGCUGAUCAUACAGACUAUAUCUACACACAAGAUAUAAGUGGACCAUGACCCUUUUCCCCCCUCUCUUUUUUACCAGUGGUAUUUCUGUACUAAUUAGUUUUAUUUUAUCAUUCAAUGGUUAGAGCAUGAACACUCAGUUUUUAUAUCGAUCAGAUUUCAUCGUUACAGAUUCUCUUCUUGUGAUACGCCUUCCACUGUUCUACAAUAAAAUGGCAUUAGUAUAAUGAUUUAUGCA